Molecule: messenger RNA, 2588 nt
Organism: Symphalangus syndactylus (siamang)
Lineage: Eukaryota; Metazoa; Chordata; Mammalia; Primates; Hylobatidae
Source: RefSeq, a predicted model, not a curated record
CUGAAGUUGAAAGGCAAGUCUUCAGAUUUGGAGUAAGAGCUGUAUCCAGUGUGAGUCCACAGGAAUUUCAUGGCUGCAGUCUCCUAGAAGAGUUCUUAUGAUUCAUCCAGAAUGAAAGAGUGCCUCCUUAUGAGGUCAAGGCUUUCAGAGGUAUAUGCAGCCUGUCACCUGGACCUCCUGGCCCUGCCCCAUUUCAGGAAAAUGGCUUCCCCUGCAGCAGGAAUUGCUGAGAAAGUGAUAUUUAGUCAAGUGCUAGGAAGAGUGCUAUAAAACAUUGUUUAACCUGCAGAAGGAGUAUAUGUCUGUUGUAAAAAAAAAAAAAAAAAAAAAAAAAAAAACACUAAAGAAAAACAUGCUUUUUAGAAAGUUCAUUUCUACUCUAAUUGUUUCAAUCUUCUCCAGAGGAAAUCCAUAAUUUUUGAAUGCUGGCCGAGGUCUGUGACCUCUGACUGAAUGGUUUCCAAGCUCCGAAUUCCUAGGUGGUGGUGUGUUUUAAUGUUUGUUUCUCUCUCCAUGAAAUAAUAUAAAGCAGUUGUGAUGCAUGCAAUAAAAUUCCAUUUAUAUGAGAAUGAUACGUUAGCUGUGUUGGUGAAUAAAAUCUGCUUUACCAACCUUCAUUCAUUUAUUAACUAAGAAUUUACUGGGACCCUAUUAUGAUGUUGAGAUGCAAUGAUUAAUCAAUAAAACAGUUGAUAGCUGUUCAACUUAUAGCACUUAACAUUUCGGUGUGGAUAAAGAAGAUGAGAUUAACACAGAUCAAGUAACAUGGAAAUAAAAAAGGAGACAAUGCUGGAUGAUACAGGGGCAGCCAACAAGAGGAGAAAACCCAAGCAUUGGCAAACGCCUCAUUAUCCAGAGAACACUGCAAAAGAAAGACUGAGGAGGCUUUCCCCUCUGAGUUUUUCCGUGGAUUGCUGGACUCUGAGGCCCUCAUUCCUCUUGCAGGAGGUAUGGAGCAAAACUGUGUUGAAUGAACUGAGGGGGCAUCUGUUGAGAAUCUCACCACCGCCCCCACCCCGCCCAGCCUUCAAUUUAAAGGAAUUUCUGGUUCACGUAGAAUGCAAACAAGAUCACAUAAGUGAGGACGACGCCCUAUUUACAAGUGUGGUUUGGAAGACUGAAGUGGAAACCUUGGGAAGGGGCCUCAGAGUAUGUCAGCUGGGGUCAGAUGGGAACAGGAGUCUGACUCAACACACAUUUAUUGCACUCCUGCUUCAUCCCAAGAAAUGCACCAAAAUCUGGGACUGUGUAACACAGCAAAGGAAAAGACUCAUCUCCGGGAAGCCCCCUUGUCUAGGGAGAGAAACUGAAUAUCAGCAUAAGGUGGUGAAAAGCUAUCAAGGAGGUGAGUGCCACGAGUCCAUGGAGGAAGGAUUCCAGCCUGCACAGGUGAGGAAUGGCUUUCUGGAAGAAGCAGAUGCCCCAGCUGAACUUUAAAGUGCCCAUGUGAAAUGAACUGUCUGUAUCUUCAAUCAGCAAAUGGAGUUGGUGGCCACUGUUUAAUUCUGGAAUGGGGAAGUGUAAAGGUGUGGUGUGUGUGUUUACCCCUACUUAGGGAUUCAAAACAGACAGUAAAGAACAAAAGUCUAGCCCUUUGAGCAUUCUCCAUGGGACAUUUGAGGUCUAGCUGGCCCCAGAGAAAGGGAGACAGAGGCAAGGUCAUAUCCAUUUGAGAAAAUCAAAGUGUCUGCUCCAAUUGAGUCUGGUGUCCUUAUUCCUGGAAUAGCCAUCCCUACUGCUCUGGUGCUGAUUUACCUCCUGCAGUUCAGUGCUUCCUGGAAGGUAGGCUGGGCUUUUUAACAAAGUGACUCCUUACUUGGCAUGUUUUACCCAUACACAGAGGCCACUGCACUAUGUGCAAGAAACAACAAAAAAUUAAAUGAGACUCAAUGCCUUCCUUAGGGAUCUAAAACCCCAGUAACAGAGAUAAACAGGUAAACAGAUAAUGGCACGAUGCUGUGAUUCUAUAGCAACAGGAAUAGGGCACUGCAGGGCCACUGAAGGAAAAGGUGAUGACCUGGCUUGGAUUCAGUGAUAAAAAGGGGCUUACCUCCUUUCUCUGUUUCUGCUAAUAGCCAGUGAUUACCCCAUGCUUUUCCCAUGUCAGGCAUAGCUAUAAGUACUUUGGACAUAGCGGCACAUUUAAUCAUCAUGCAACAAUAAGAGGAAGCUGAGGCAGACAGAAGUGCCCAAAGUCACAUACUUGAAGCCAGGACUUGAACCUGGGCUAUCCGGCUCCUGAAUCCAUGCCUUUCACUAAUAAUGACUUACCCUCCAAUGGGGAGCAAGCUCCAUUCUGGCCUUUCUUUAGAGAAGGCAACUGCCUGAGCUCAUGGUCUGAUCUGGCUUCUGGGAAAGAGAAAGCAGGGGAAACGUCUAGAGAUGGCAUACUGGGAGAAGAAAUUUCUUGCUGUGGAAUCCUGCCCUCAUCUCCCACCCCACCAUACACAGUCCCACGUGUACUUACACCUACACGCUGUAUACACACGAACAUUUUUUCCCCUACUCCCAUGGGCCCCAACUCUGCCUUUUCAUCAAAAUCACCCAGAGUUUUAAAUAAAAUGCUGAUACUGAGGCUUGUUCCUAAA